Messenger RNA from Drosophila willistoni, 1153 nucleotides. RefSeq lists its product as uncharacterized. Gene Ontology annotation, molecular function: acyltransferase activity, transferring groups other than amino-acyl groups. The record is from RefSeq and is a predicted model, not a curated record. NCBI's taxonomy places the organism in Eukaryota, Metazoa, Arthropoda, Insecta, Diptera, Drosophilidae. Bases 55 to 924 code for a protein of 289 amino acids. The transcript is spliced from 3 exons.
UGUGGAAUAUUCCACUAACACAUCCUCUACUCUGCCGCAAAAACAUAUACAGAAAUGUCAGUGUCCCACAGAUUGAAAGAAAUAACAGAUUUCCAUGAACUGAAAGAGCUACAAAAACUAUAUCUGAAAGAUUGGCCCAAACAUUGUGUUGGAUACUUUUGGCUGGACAACUACUUACGAUGGAUGGAUACGAAGCACUUGAGUUUCUAUACACUGGACAACAAUUGGCAAGAUGAUGGACUUUUUAUAUUGGUGCAUCGUUAUCAACUCUUCUUCGGCACUCUGAAUGAUGGCGGAAAACGGCUUCAAGAAGCUUUGAGUCUGCUGGAUUGGUCAGGGGGCUACAAAGUGAGUGCCAUUCAUGAAAGACAUCACAAGAUCUACAAGGACUUGUUAAAUGACCUGCCAGUUCGCAUGGAUCGAGAACUGAACACCAAUAUGUAUUAUCUAUCCUGUGAGGAAGCCAAGAAACUACAAAUUAACUGCCCAACUGGUUACUAUUUCGAUAAAGUGCGUCUGGAGCAUGCAGAGAUGAUCAACAAUCUGUGGUCGGCUCGUCAUCCAGGAUCCCUGAGGCUUAUUGAACUACUGAUAACCAAGAAUACAAAUGUUGGUCUCUAUGAGAAGGAUUCUGGCAAACUCUGUGCUUGGUGUUUAAGACUACAAAGUGGUUUUCUGGGCGCCCUGGAGGUCUUGGAAACCCAUCAACGACGUGGCUUAGGUUUAGUGGUAGCGGCUGCGAUUUCUCACCUUAUAGCCCAACAGUUGAAUCAAGAUGUCACAGCUUUGGUUAAUAUGAAUAAUAUAUCAGCUGGCAAGAUCUUUCAGAAGUUGAAUUUCCAAUUGCAACAAGAAGAGCAUUACUUCUGGAGCAUGAGUUUGCCAAAAGACAGUAAUGCAAUAAACUGGCCAGCAAACGAGUAAAAUGCAUAGCAAAUAGCAACAGAGAUAACUUUGGGUACUUUAUUUAUCAAUUUGUUCCUAAACGGAUUACAUAUAUGUUUACUUAAAUUACGUUAUCACAUCAAACGGUUAGCAUCGACUGAGCUAUAUCCUAGAAUAAGCUGUGAUACAUGUCAGUGAAAGUAAAGUCAUGUUUAAGAGUUGUGAAAUGAUAAAGACUUUCAAAAUAAAAACAACCCUUUGAACGAAA